Molecule: messenger RNA, 852 nt
Organism: Leptosia nina
Lineage: Eukaryota; Metazoa; Arthropoda; Insecta; Lepidoptera; Pieridae
Source: the annotation of a GenBank genome assembly
AUGGAGUCACCGCAAAUGUACGACGCGGCCGGCGCACCGCCGCCGCCGCCGCAACCAGACCUCAAGAAGAACGACGACAAACGCACCAACUUCCAGCCCCCGGAUCUAGAUCCCCGGCACCUGGACUCCGAUCUCAAUGAACAGGAGAUCAGCUUGGACCUACAACACCUCAUUGAGGACCAGUUUCGAGGAGAGGAAACGAUGGCUCUGUUUCAGGAAAUCCUGCCGGGAGGAAGAUCGCCGCAACAGAGACCAUUUGCUCGAACCACAUUAGCGUACAUGCCGCAGCCGGUCCACUCCGGCGCGUCGUAUGCUGCCCCAGUUCAGCCUAAUUCACACGACCAAGCGCCGCCAAUAAAAGAAGAGCCUCCGGAACCGCACGACUUUAGAAGAUCAGUUACAUGUGCUCAGUACACUGGACAGUAUAAUCCUCAACCACCAGUCGGUGUGAGUGGUCCGUAUGGAGGCGGUUUUACCCCAUUGCCACCCCUCGGUGCGCCGCUGCUACCUCCUCUAUUAAAACACAAACCUCCACCCCCCCGACGUUCUUCGGGUAAAGUGAUAGAUAAAGGCACUGAUGAAUACAGAAGACGAAGGGAACGCAAUAACAUAGCAGUUAGGAAAUCGCGAGAAAAGGCUAAAGUACGUUCUAGGGAAGUGGAGGAAAAGGUGAAAACUCUGUUGAGGGAGAAAGAUGCUUUAUUAAAGAGGCUGGAAGCGGUGACCGGGGAGUUGAGUUUGCACAAACAGAUGUACGUUCAUUUGAUAAAUCUGAACCACCCGGAGAUCACGGAACUGUGCCGGUCGAUGCUGCAGCUAGGAGCGCCGCAUGCGCCGGAUCAUACACUCUGA